AUGCAAUUUCCAAAUAAUCGUGAAGGAUUAAUUCGUGAAAUUGGUGCAACAGCCUUAUCAAGCAUUCCAGCAUCUCUUUUAAGUGUAGGUCAUCAAGCAUACAUCAACAAAGAUUUGGAAAGAACAGCAUUUUGCAAAUUGGCCUUGAAAAACUAUGCUUGCUUCACAACUGAUUUCAUGGCAGCUAAUCUUACAUAUAAAUUGGCAUUCAAGGAGCUAUCUGAAUCAUACUUUAAAGAGCUUGGCCGCUAUCUUUUUGCAAAUGCAAUCGGACAUACUGCCUCAAUAUCAGUAAGAUAUCUUAUUGAUCGUAACCCUAAUGUUUUGAAGCCAAAGAAUUUGGCAAUUACUUUCGGAGCUCGCAUGGCUCUCUCCGGAAUCGAAUUUUCAAUCAGAAAUUAUGAGCUCACUUGCGAAGAGUUCAAAAAGUUGCUUUCAAAAAGUAAGUAG
This is a messenger RNA of Trichomonas vaginalis G3, 450 nucleotides long. RefSeq lists its product as uncharacterized. The coding region runs from base 1 to 450 and encodes 149 amino acids. The record is from RefSeq and is a predicted model, not a curated record. NCBI's taxonomy places the organism in Eukaryota, Parabasalia, Trichomonadida, Trichomonadidae. The transcript has a single exon.